CGUUACCGGCCGGUUGAAUAACUUUUAAAGAUAUUGUGAUAGAGACAGACAUAGUCAGAGACUAGUCGUUCGUCGGGGCGGGUCGUCUCUGCAGUUAGUUAUAUAAAAUUACACACGUUUUAUUUUUGUGUACUUUCAUUAAAAGUGUAGAGCGACCCAAUACUAUCUUACCCCACAUAGUAUUUAAUAAGAAAAAAUGUUACAUCUAAAGAACAUUGCCAAAUCGGUUGUACCGCCUCUAAAAAAUUCAAUCCAAAAUGAGGUAGCAAAUACGGUAAAAAUUGCUCCUGCUGCUGUGAAUGUCUGCUGCCGAACAUAUUCAAGCCAUGAAAUCCCAGAGAGGCUUAGAGAUAUACCAACAAGUGCAAAUCCUAGAUUUUUUGACAUGGUGGAGUAUUUUUUCCAUCGUGCUUGUCAAGUCGUUGAGGAUAAGUUGGUUGAAGACAUGAAGUCCAGAGUAUCAAUUGAAGAAAAGAAAAAGAAGGUGGCUGGUAUCCUCAAGCUGAUGCAGCCAUGUGAUCACAUUCUUGAAAUUCAAUUUCCCCUGAGACGUGACUCCGGAGAUUAUGAAAUGAUUCUCGGCUACCGAGCCCAGCAUUCAUCACACAGAACGCCAACCAAAGGAGGUAUAAGAUUCUCAACGGACGUGACACGUGACGAAGUUAAAGCGUUGUCCGCUCUGAUGACGUUCAAGUGCGCGUGUGUGGACGUGCCCUUCGGAGGUGCGAAGGCCGGCAUCAAGAUCAACCCCAAGGAGUACUCGGAACACGAGCUGGAGAAGAUCACUCGCCGAUUCACCCUCGAGCUCGCUAAGAAGGGAUUUAUUGGGCCGGGUGUGGACGUGCCAGCCCCUGACAUGGGUACCGGCGAGAGGGAGAUGUCUUGGAUCGCUGACACUUACGCUAAAACUAUCGGCUUCCAAGAUAUCAACGCUCACGCCUGCGUCACUGGAAAACCAAUCAACCAGGGCGGUAUCCACGGCAGAGUGUCAGCUACCGGCAGGGGAGUCUUCCACGGUCUUGAAAACUUCAUCAACGAAGCCAACUAUAUGAGCAUGAUCGGUACGACUCCCGGCUGGGGCGGUAAGACCUUCAUAGUCCAGGGUUUCGGUAACGUUGGUCUGCACACCUGUCGCUACCUCGUCAGGGCUGGCGCUACCUGCAUCGGCAUCAUCGAACAUGACGGCGCCAUCCACAACCCUGACGGUAUCGACCCUAAGGCUCUCGAGGACUACAGGAUCGAGAACGGAACUAUCGUCGGUUUCCCGGGGGCGAAGCCCUACGAGGGUGAGAACAUGCUGUACGAGAAAUGCGACAUCUUAGUACCAGCAGCUGUGGAACAAGUCAUACACAAGGAGAACGCUCACAAAAUACAGGCUAAGAUAAUCGCCGAAGCUGCCAACGGCCCGACCACGCCGGCGGCGGACAAGAUCCUCAUAGACCGCAACAUCCUGGUGAUCCCGGACCUGUACAUCAACGCUGGAGGUGUCACCGUGUCCUUCUUUGAGUGGCUCAAGAACCUAAACCACGUGUCUUAUGGUAGACUCACCUUCAAGUACGAGAGGGAGUCCAACUACCACUUACUCGAGUCAGUCCAAGAGUCGUUGGAGCGUCGUUUCGGUCGUGUCGGAGGUCGUAUCCCCGUCACGGCCUCCGAGGCCUUCCAGAAGAGGAUCUCAGGAGCCUCCGAGAAAGACAUCGUCCACUCAGGAUUGGACUACACCAUGGAAAGAUCCGCAAGGGCCAUAAUGAAAACUGCCAUGAAAUUCAACCUCGGUCUCGACCUCAGGACGGCGGCGUACGCCAACUCCAUCGAGAAAAUCUUCACAACCUACGCCGACGCCGGCCUCGCCUUCUAAACUCAUUAUAUACGAAUUUAAGUAUUUUGCAUUUUAACUCCUUAUACCUUGCACAUAAGAAUAACUUAAGAUAAUCACAGUAUUUUAUUUGUUUGUUAAAAUAAAUCAUGGCUUUUUACAUUAAAAUCCAGCGAUAGUUAUACUUAAGUGAUGUUUUAAAAUUUUCCAUCAUGUAUUGUCUUUUAUUUUCGAAAUAAACUGUUUUACUGUUA
This is a messenger RNA of Danaus plexippus (monarch butterfly), 2070 nucleotides long. It is a transcript of the gene Gdh, whose product is annotated as glutamate dehydrogenase, mitochondrial. Gene Ontology annotation, cellular component: mitochondrion. Gene Ontology annotation, molecular function: L-glutamate dehydrogenase (NAD+) activity. Bases 197 to 1858 code for a protein of 553 amino acids. The record is from RefSeq and is a predicted model, not a curated record. Lineage: Eukaryota; Metazoa; Arthropoda; Insecta; Lepidoptera; Nymphalidae. Gene Ontology annotation, biological process: L-glutamate catabolic process. The transcript has 9 exons.